Molecule: messenger RNA, 1026 nt
Organism: Drosophila serrata
Lineage: Eukaryota; Metazoa; Arthropoda; Insecta; Diptera; Drosophilidae
Gene: ImpL1
Product: Ecdysone-inducible gene L1
Molecular function (GO): protein binding
Source: RefSeq, a predicted model, not a curated record
CAGAUCAACAUGAGACCGUUCCAAGCAGCCUGUAUCUUCGUGGCCGCCUUACUAGUCCUGGGUGUGGCGCCCACGGAAGCGAGGAGGCGCAAGCACAAGGGUUCUGACCACCACCAUGACCACGACAAGUUCGAUCCCCACAAGACCAAGACCAAGACCAAGUGGUCCACUUCCACAAACCUGGCUGGCAAUAGUCAGGUGUCCACCGAGGAGCAUGGCUACUAUGUAAAGCGCACCUACGGAGCGGCUGGAGAGAACGGAGUCGCCAGGAAGCGGAUGAGUCCGCCCUACCUGGCCAUACCCAUUGCCUGGUUCAGCUGUCAGCCGGGCCAGAAGGAUUGCCAGACUGCCAAUUCGGCUGCCAUCAACAGUGCCGCCCAGUCCCUGAGUGAGGGUUAUCUGUGCGACGACGACUGCCAGGACCUUUAUGAUCCCAUCUGCGGCAAGACAUCCUCCGAGGUGGCCGUCUUCUACAAUAGGUGCAAGCUGAACGUGGCCAAGUGCCGAUCCCAUGGCCUCUGGGCAGACUUCUCUUACGCCGAGUGCCAAGAAAAGUAUCCCCAGGAGACUGCCCAUGCGGACACCAAGUUCCGGGCUUCCCCUUACUUCCGGGAUGCGGCUCUUGUUGAGCAACAGAGGCUGGAGGAGGAGCAGAAGAAGGCGGAGGAGGAAAAGCAGAGGAUAGAAAAAGAGCAGAAGAAGCGAGAAAAGGCAGAGAAGAAAAAGAAGAAGGAGAGCGGUGAGAGCAGUGAGGAGCAGGAGGAUCACAAGCAAAAAGUGGAGGAGCCCUUGACCCUGCAGAAGCCAGUGGAGACUCCCAUGUCACCAGUCCCGGUCCCAGCUCCAGCCCCUGUCCCAGUUCCCGUGGUUGCUGUUAAAGAGACCGCAAAGACCGAGGAGAUCGCCCUGCCUCCCAUGCCCUUGAAGGACACUCCCACUCCCAAACCUCUGGAGAUCGCUGCCCUUAAGGAGCAGGCUCAACCUAAGGCCAAGGACAAUGAUAAGCUCAAGUAUUUUGUAGUUUAG